Molecule: messenger RNA, 4727 nt
Organism: Polypterus senegalus (gray bichir)
Lineage: Eukaryota; Metazoa; Chordata; Cladistia; Polypteriformes; Polypteridae
Gene: sarm1
Product: sterile alpha and TIR motif containing 1
Exons: 11
Coding region: 511-2676 (721 amino acids)
Biological process (GO): negative regulation of MyD88-independent toll-like receptor signaling pathway; response to axon injury; signal transduction
Cellular component (GO): dendrite
Molecular function (GO): NAD+ nucleosidase activity; signaling adaptor activity; protein binding
Source: RefSeq, a predicted model, not a curated record
CUAGCGGGGAGAUAGAGGAUUUUGGAGAAGGCACUGUUAGUUUUAUUGGCAUUUUAUAAAAUGCAGUCUAAUUAAUACGACGAGCUUUAUAUAUAUUUAGAUUUAUAUAUACAUAUAUGAAUGUUAGGUUACAUACGAAACAUUGCAAAUAAUUAUAAGAAAUAUACAGUAACAACGUUUACAUUUUUGUCCUCCUUUCUAAGGCACGUUACUGUAUGAUUUGUACGUGGUCAUCGCGUUAUUUUGUGUUUUCCGUAGUAAUUCCAACUUUUCCUGGUGCUGCGGUGGGCUGCAUGUAAUGACAGAAGAUAAAUCACGGCUGGCUAGCUGACUUUAAGACUAGUAGUUACAACACUGAAUCAGCGCUGUGAGUUCCGGCUGUUUCUUGGCGUUGCAUUUGCUGAGGGCCUCACGGAAGAGAGAGGCGGCGAGACUUCAAGGACAUUCACAAAAAUACAGCUCGAGUCACUGGUGUUGGGACCGGCACGCUGACUGAUGUGAGGCCGGAGUAUGAACGUGAGAUACUGCUGCUGUUGGAGCCGGGCGUGUGUUAAACAAACAGAUGAAAAUUGUUCAAUUCUGGAGCCAAUGAUUUCAACAGUCUCCACCAGCCUUACAGUUCCUGACUGCAGGAGCCAACAAGAAUCUCUGGCAGCAUCACCAGGCCUGAGUGCUGAUGUCGUGGAUGCGAUGGAUGCUGCACUCCCGCCGCUGAGGGAGGCUCUGCGAAAACUGAAAGCGGCCACCUGUGUCUCUGAAACCAAGUGGGCAAUUGCUGAUAUCUUCCACCAGGUGGAGGCAGCAUGGGUCUUGCCAGCAGUGGGCAGAAAGGUAGCUGAAGAGAUCUGCCACACCAUCCGACUUGAAGGGGGACUGGACCUGCUUCUCCAGUUACUUCAGAGUGCUGAAACUGAUGUCAAGCGGGAAUCUGCCAAGUUGCUGGAGCAAGUUCUUGUGGCAGAGAACAGAGAUCGCAUAGCUCGGAUGGGUCUGGGUGUAAUUCUGAACCUGUCCCGUGAACGUGACGAUGCCCAGCUCAUAGUGAGCACUUCAGGGAUCCUGGAACACAUGUUCAAACACACAGAAGAGACUUGCUUUCAGCUAAUUACCAAUGGAGCCUUAGAUGCUGUGCUAUACUGGUGCCGUAGUACUGACCCAGCUGUUCAGCAACAUUGUGCUGUGGCUCUUGCCAACUGUGCUAUGCAUGGUGGCCACACCUGCCAGCGAUUGAUGAUUUCUAAACAGGCGGCUGAAUGGUUGUUUCCACUGGCCUUCUCCAAGGAGGAUGAGCUGAUACGUUUUCAUGCGUGUCUGGCUAUUACUGUGCUGGCUGCUAAUAAAGAGAUUGAAAAAGAAGUAGUCCGCUCAGGCACACUGGAACUUGUUGAGCCCUUUAUUGCUUCACUUGAUCCUGAUGAGUUUGCCUGCAAUCUCCUGCAAAAUGUAAAUAACACCCAAGGCAGAACGGCUGCUGACCUACAGCUCUUGAUUCCAUUGUUGGAUGGCUCGCGUGUGGAAGGGCAGUGCAUUGCAGCAUUUUAUCUCUGUGUUGAAGCUGGAAUCAAGUCACGACAGAACAAUACAAAGGUAUUUCAGGAGAUUGGUGCUGUGCAAAGUCUCAAGAGGUUGGUGAGCUACUCCAGAGAUGGUAUCACAUCAGGUCUUGCUAAACGGACACUAAGAAUGAUGGGAGAAGACAUUCCACGCCGCAUUUCACCCACUGUACCCAACUGGAAGCCAAGUGAAGUGCAGACAUGGUUGCAACAAAUAGGUUUCAUGUCUUAUAUUGAGCGCUUCCAGGGACUCCAGGUGGACGGGGACCUUCUGUUACACUUAACAGAGCAAGACCUCAGCACUGACCUUGGAAUGACCACUGGACUCACAAGGAAGAGGUUUCUCCGGGAACUGAGGGAGCUCAAAACCUAUGCAAACUACUCAACCUGUGACCCCAGCAACUUAGCAGACUGGCUUGGAGGUGUGGACCCCCGCUUCCGGCAGUACGCUUAUAAUAUGUUGCAGUGUGGCUUGGAACGAUCCUCCUUGCCAAGUGUCACUGAGCAGCAGCUUCAAACUGACUGUGGCAUCGAAAAUGGGGUUCACCGCUACAAAAUCUUAGAAGCUGCUAAAGGAUUAUCUCCGGUAGGCACGCCCAGCAGAACAGAAGAAUCACAAGCGGAAGGUCCAGAUGUGUUUAUCAGCUACAGGAGGACAACUGGCUCUCAGCUUGCCAGCCUGUUAAAGGUUCAUCUACAAGUACGUGGCUUCAGUGUUUUCAUUGACGUAGAAAAACUGGAGGCUGGUAAAUUUGAGGAUAAAUUGCUCCAAAGUGUAAAGCGAGCUCGUAAUUUCAUUCUGGUUUUGUCAGCUAAUGCACUGGAUAAGUGCAUGGGUGACCAAGACAUGAAAGACUGGGUCCACAAGGAGAUUGUUACUGCAUUGAAUGAUAAAAAGAACAUUGUUCCUGUUAUUGAUCAGUUUCAAUGGCCUGACCCUGAGAGCCUUCCUGAAGAUAUGAGGGCUGUCAUUAAAUUUAAUGGAGUCAUGUGGUCACAUGAGUACCAGGAAGCCACCAUUGACAAGAUUCUGCGCUUCCUGCAAGGUCGACCUAGUCAAGAUCUCGGAACCUUUCCCAAUGGUUUCCAAGGACCAGUGGUACUUCCUCAUGGACAGAUGUAAAAAUGCCCCUACUUGAGUUCAGGUGACCCACGGAACAGUGGUUGCCACAACACUUGUUCACCUUUUAGCCUUACCUUCCUUUCCUUAUUAAGCAUGCGCCUUCGCUGCCAGCUGUUUUAUCCUGAUUAGUCCUUGCUGGCUUUUCAGGUCUGUAAAUACCAAAAAGCCACCUGCGGUCCUUUUCUAAAGGAUUCAAUGGAACAGUCAUUGUAAUGCAUAUGUUCAUUUUGAGAAUUUUUCCAUAGUUAAAAAGGGCCAUCGGUAGAAAUUGGCAGUAUGUGCUGGUUUAAUCAAAAUGUGUACAGUAGAGGAUAUGCUGCCAUAAUCACCUUUAGAGUUAUAUGUGAGUCAGGCAGUGGGCUAACUGAAGAUGCCCCCAGGGAUCAGUGUUUUAUGGUGCUAAAUUAUGUAUGCAUUUGCAAGACAAACUGCAAAGGCACAGCUAAUAUGUUGUCUAGGUGUUCUGUUUUCUUGCUAUUCCAUGCAGUCAUAGUAUUUUAGAAUUUUUUUUUCCCUUGGACUUUUAGUGCAGUUUGUAUUUAAUACUGCUGAACAACAGAUGUUUGCCUUCAGUUUUAAUAUUAAUUGUAAAUGUUUAUGCACUUUUUUAGCCUGUUUUAAAAGGUUUUUUAUGCUCUUUUAUUCCAUUUAAACAUAAGUUGAAGAUUUAAGUAAGAAUUUCUGGAAUAUUAUGAAUGCUUAUUUUAAAAAAGCUUUUUCUUGUUCACUUUAUUCCUAACUCAGGUUUUAAUGUUUCAGUAAUUUAAGUGAAAUUUGUAGAUUUUUCUUAAAGGUGUUAAGUUACUUCAAAUCCCAUUUACUUUCAUUGUUACCAGAAUGUUUAAUUUAUAGAUGAGAUUUUCACUUUGUAUCAUUUAUGCAGCAAAUAGAGCGUAUGUUUAACAUCUUUUUGAAUACUUAAUGCAAACAGUAUGCAAAAGUCUCUAUUCAAACAGCCAAAAGCACUUGCGUUUGGUAAUUCUAUCAAGGUAAAAUCAUCUAAUGUGCCUUAUGGCUCACUAUACUUUGUGCAUUAGUGAUGUAUGUCAGCGGUGGUUCAAAGGUUUGAGUUGGUACUCAGAUGGUAUAAACCAGUUGGCUUCUAUUUUUAUUGUGAUUAACAGCAGUUAGUUUGCCCUGAAUACUUUAAUGUUAGUUUACAAAAAUGUGUCUUAAAUCUCUGCUUCAUGCGCUUGUACAGAUGGAGGUGUCCAAAACACAUUCAUCACAUUGCUUUGCCUGGUAAUAAUAGGUUUUAUUGCAUUGAUUUUUCACUUGAGUUUUCUGAGGCUGUUAUUAGUGAAGGUAGGUGAUUUUAUCUAUGAACAGUACUUUAUUUUUUAAAGACUAUGAAUGAGGGUAAAGUUCAACAGUAGUUUUUUGGUAUUUGCCAAGUUGACUUUGUUUACCAGCAGCAUCCAAAAAAUUGUCAAUUUGUGCAUGGACCUUUGGUGAGGAGCUGGUAUUAACUUGUAUAGUUGAAAAGGGACAUAAACUACUGUUAAGGGCAUCGACAGCAUGUUUCAUUUCAUGCAAAAGAAUAUUUGAUUUUGUGUUUAGGCUUAGAAGCAUUCAUUAACAUAUCACACUAAUUGGAUUAUUUUGCAUGAAUAUUGUCAUACUACAUUAUUAUAAAAUAAUAAAUACCAUCUGCUUUCCUUACCUUUUUAUGACAAAUGCAUUCUAUGGAGUGGGGUUAAUUCUGUGCUUACUUUCACAAUAACUGGAUUGUUUAACUCGACAGUCCUCAGGAUGAUAUUCAUGGACUUUUUCAUUUUUGCCACACUGACUGUUUAAAGUAAAAAGUAAAUGGUGACCUGUCGAUUUGAAAGAACAAAUACUCUAAUGAUAAGAGUGUCCAACAUGUUUAAGUUUUUCAUUUGUGAUCUCGUAAUAGUUUCAUGCUAUUAUUAUUAGAAAUACCAUUAAUGCCUGUACAGGCAGUCCCCGGGUUAUAUACAAGAUAGGGGCUCUAUGUUUGUACUUAAGUUGAAUUUGUAUGUAAGUCGGAACAGGUACAUUUUAAUAAAUGCUAUUGUUGACCGACUGUA